CAAAAUCAACCUGUAGGCCGUAGUCAUUCACUCUUCAGCUGCAGAGGAUCUCCGUGUGCUCCAUUAUCUAUCAUAAAGCCGAACGAACCUAUUAGACGGACUCACUUUCUGGAGAAGACGCAACUCAAUCCUGCAAUUCAUUCCUUCUUCAACAACUGUAAGUGAAUUGCCAUAAACUGCUAUUACAGUCGUAUUGGCAUUCACACCCAAGUUUGGAAAAGUGACCAUCACCAUCAUCCAGUCAGAACAAAUCGAGUUUUCCAGCUGCACGUGAGCCAACAAACGGUGUUCAUAUACAAUGGCCGGUGAAGGUGAAAAGUCCUUAACAGCCGGCCUAUUGAAUUCCUCAACCCAAACUAACACGAAACCCGGUCCUAAAAGGAGAAGGUUCCGCCGCUGCAGAAGCGCCCCUUUCUCCGAAUUCCUCCCGGGAGAAAUCGACGGGCCCCACACACCCCCACGUGGAUAUUCCUUCUUGGACCACAUACACCCAAGCUUCAAAAGAGUAUCCCUUUACCUCAUUCUCUACCUGGCGGCCGGCACCAUUUGUUUCUAUUUCGUCAAGGAUCAGAUCAAAGGGGAAAAAAUCGACGGCGUUCUUGAUUCAGUUUACUUUUGCAUAGUCACCAUGACGACUGUUGGAUACGGGGAUCUCGUCCCAAACAGCCCAUCCGCAAAGCUUCUUGCUUGUGCUUUUGUGUUUUCAGGUAUGGCUUUAAUCGGGCUCACCCUUAGCAAGGGAGCCGACUACCUUGUCGAGAAGCAGGAGAUACUUGUCGUUCGGGCCCUUCACAUGCGCCAGAGGCUAGGCCCGAGUGAUAUAAUGUCUGAGCUCGAAAAUAACAAAGCCCGGUACAAGUGUUUCGUGAUUGGGGUUAUUCUUGUGGUGCUUUUUGUGGCAGGGACGGUUUUUUUAUCUACGGUCGAGAAGUUGGGUUUCGUGGAUGCUUUCUAUUGCGUUUGCUCGACGGUCACGACUCUGGGUUAUGGAGACAAGAGCUUCUCGACUAAGGCUGGGCGGGUUUUUGCGAUCUUCUGGAUUUUGACGAGCACGAUUUGCUUGGCGCAGCUUCUGUGCUAUGUGGCUGAGGUCAAUGCAGAGAGCAGGCAGAAGGAGGUGGUGAGAUAUGUUCUUACCAAGAAAAUGACGAACGUGGAUCUCGAGUCGGCCGAUGUCGAUGCUGAUGGAAAUGUUGGGGCCGCUGAAUUCAUCAUAUUUAAACUAAAGGAAAUGGGGAAGAUCAGUCAAGAUGAUAUCACGCCUUUGCUGGAGGAGUUUGAAAACCUUGAUGUCGAUCAAUCUGGAACUCUGUCCACGUGUGACUUGACGCUCGCCCAAUCAGGUGAAACAUGACCAUCAUUCUGUGGGUUUCCAGUGUAAGUUCCGUAAAGUUUUCUCAUAUUCUUGAGCUCUUAACAAAUUCAUUGUGCAAAAAGUUUGUUGUUUGCUUGCUCUUGGGAAUUUGAUGUGGAAUUCACUAAAUUUAAUGAAUGUGAUGAUGGUUUUAACUAUUUCUGCUCAUUAUCAGUUCUUUGCUGCACCUGACCUAUAGCUACCUGCUGCGAAAGAUUGCUGUCUAACGCGACAAAACGACUUUAAGCUUAAUAAUUUUAUGGAGCUUUUUGCAAUCAGUAAAAGGAAAAAAAUGAUUACCAGAUUGCUGAAAAUGAAGAAAAAAUUUAAAUAGUUCAGCCUUGUAAAACUUGGGCUAGGAGGCUCACNG
Messenger RNA from Striga asiatica, 1724 nucleotides. Lineage: Eukaryota; Viridiplantae; Streptophyta; Magnoliopsida; Lamiales; Orobanchaceae. The record is from the annotation of a GenBank genome assembly.